AUGGCGUCACUAGCGAUCUCAUCAAAGCAGAAGAAGAAAGGGAAAUUGACUGUGCGUAGCGGACGGUCGAAGAAGAAGUCAUGGACCCGCUCGUCACACGGCACGCGUGGUGCGUCGAAGCGAGCUCAGGAAUUCGCGGGUCAGGAGGAGCCAGCGAGUAAUAAGAGCAUCGUAAACCAUGUGUACGAGCGUGAUCCGAAGAACUACGGCGAAGCAAUGCGAAGUCCUAAAAGCGAGGACUGGAAGAAGGCGAUGUGUGAAGAAUUGGAAGCGCUCGAGAACAACGACGUUUGGCAUCUUAUCAAGCGUCCGAGCAGCAGCAAUGCACUCCACACGAAGUGGGUGUACAAGACAAAGAUGACUGCUGAUGGGGAUGUCGAAUGCCUUAAAGCGCGACUUGUGGCGUGCGGCAAUGAGCAAGUUUUUGGAGUUGACUAUGUCCUCACAUUUGCUGCCGUGAUGGACAUGUCCACGGUGAAGAUAAUAUUACCUCUUGCAGUAACGUGGGGAGUCGUCGCAAAGCAUGGCGACAUCCCUAACGCCUACGUAAAGGCUGACAAAGAGGCUGAUUUGGAGAUACUUUUACAAGUACCAAGAGGAAUGGAUGUGAGCAGUGAUACUAUCAAGUCACUGAGGGCAUCGAGCGUGAUUGAACUGGUGUUACAGCUUCGCAAGAGUUUGUACGGCCUUAAACAGGCCGGGAGGCUCUGGAGCCAAUUACUACAUGCACGGCUUAUUGACGUUGGUUUCCAGCAGUGCGUGUCGGAUAUGUGUUUAUACUGGAAGAAGGAUGGGAGAGACCUCGUGAUUGUCGGGGUCUACGUUGAUGACAUGCUAGCUACUGGUACGGACGCGGCAGCAGUCGAUCGUUUCUUCGCGAGUCUAGGCAGUCUGUCUAUCAAGGACCUAGGAGCAGUCAACAAGUUCCUAGGAAUGCGAGUGGAGGUUGACAAUGACGGAGGAUAUAUUAUCGAUCAAGAAGUUGCAAUUAACGACAUCCUAAAAGAUCAUGGUCUCGAAGAUGCAAACUCAACGCGGACCCCCAUCGGUGCAGAUUGUUACGAGAUCCCGACGACAGACAGCGCUCUGCUUGUUAAUGCAGAAGGAGGAGCUCCAAGCAUUCGAAGCUUCCAAUCGCUCGUCGGUAGUCUUCUCUGGGUGUCGAGAUGUACGCGGCCAGACAUUGCAUUUGCCGUCCACAAGGCGACGCGCCAGACGCACCAGCCGCGAGUCCAUGAUUACAAGCUCGCGAAACGCAUCGCGAGGUACUUGAAGGGUACCUGCAGCUUCAAGCUACGGAUGACACCGGCGUCGAGCGCGCGCGAGACAGUGAACUUGGAGUCGAACUCAGACGCGGACUUCGCUGCUGAUAAGCUGGACCGGAAGUCGUUGACGGGCGGAGUCAUCUUCUUGAACGGCAUAGCGGUGACUUCGGAGCAAACGCGCGAGUUACUUGGGAUCCGAGAGAUGCUGCGCGAAAUUGGGAUGCCACCCGGACUGCCGAUGACGCUAUACAUCGAUAAUCAAGCCGCUAUCAAGCAGCUGGAUGGCGAGGCGUCUUCCUUGAAAGCCAAGCACAUCGAUGUGCGGCUCAAGUUUAAGCGGGACUACUCAAGACGCGAGAUUAUACAGGCGCAGUACGUCAGGUCUGAAGCCCAGGUUGCUGACCUAAUGACGAAGGCCCUGGAUGCGGCCAAGCUUGCGUCGCUGUGCGAGUUGAUGAGCCUCGGUAGAGACAGGACUCGAGGAAAAGAAGGGGAUUAUGGUGGUGCCGCAGUCGAGGAGGAGUGUUGA
Molecule: messenger RNA, 1794 nt
Organism: Peronospora matthiolae
Lineage: Eukaryota; Oomycota; Peronosporomycetes; Peronosporales; Peronosporaceae
Source: the annotation of a GenBank genome assembly